This is a messenger RNA of Penicillium canescens, 582 nucleotides long. RefSeq lists its product as uncharacterized. The transcript is spliced from 2 exons. NCBI's taxonomy places the organism in Eukaryota, Fungi, Ascomycota, Eurotiomycetes, Eurotiales, Aspergillaceae. Bases 1 to 582 code for a protein of 193 amino acids. The record is from RefSeq and is a predicted model, not a curated record.
AUGGACACCAAGUUAGGCGCGAAGAUCAUUAGAGAGUUGAAGGAUGUUGCGACAGUGGACGUAGAAACGACAGGAACCAGGGUCUCGAGCGGGAACGUCAUCGUAGUCGAUGUCAUGAAGUUGAGGAAGGUCAUGUGCGGAUACGACUAUCUAAGGGAGAUCGUGCACAAAACCUGGUCUGACUUGCCGCCUCCACCUAUGAUCGAGAGGGCGCAGGUGGUCGUCUGGCUGAUCGUCUGCAACAACUACUGCAUCAAUCACUCCACAAUCAAGUGGCCCGGGUCGAGCCCGAACACGUACGUCCAUCUUUGGUCCAUCAUGGACAGGAUCAAGACCAGCCUUACUAACAUCGAUGCGAACUGGCUCUACAUGUACGGGAAGGAGCACAUUACGCCUGAUCAGAUCGAGGCUAUGGAGAUGAACCCGGAGCUGCUGACGUACGAGAGCGUGGGGGAGGACUUCGACUCGUUCUACGACUUCCACAUGAGCACCUUUACGCCCAAGCAGAAGGAGGUGUUCAACGUCUCUAUGCUGAACUUGAGUCAGGAGAUGCGUGACAUCUACCUCAGUCGGCGCUCAUAG